UGCGGCACCAACCAAUGGCAUCCACUUCCUUAGAGACUGGGUGGUCACAUGGUGUAAUCAGCCGGCAGCAGGACCCCUUCCACUUCUCCUUCCCCUACACAGCUGCUCGCUGGCUGGGCGCCGCUGCACUUUAUUUUGCUACUGCUCUAUCUUAUACUACGAGGCCAUUUCCUGUUGACAGGCUUAGAAGGAAAAACAAAAAAAACACUGCUACAUUUGGAGUGGAGAAUAACCUCAGGAUGUUUAAAUUAAUCUCCAAAUCUUCUGGGGGAUAAAAUAAUGUCUAUUUUUUUCACUGAACUUGGAUGCAUCAGAGCAAAUGGCUGAUUUUGAAUGCUAUGUAAUGAGAUAUGGCCACAGAAUAUACAUAGCCUCUGUAUUUAUCUGUAGAUUUUAAGGAGUACAGUAAACACUGUCAUGUCAAGGAGAAGCUAUGACAGACCCUUACCUUUAUAUGCCUACACACCAUACACAAUCUUCAUCUUCUCUUAAGAAUGAUCUUGUGACAAGCAGAGAAGAAAACCUCGGAGCUAUUGAUGCUUAUUUCCCCACCGUUCAUGGCCAGUAUGCAUCUCCUCAUUUUAUGGAUGAAGUCUCAAGUGAUGAUGGCAACUUCACAGAUAAUGAUAUUGCAACAGAUGAUACAAAGAUAGAAUAUAUGCUACUUAAUAUUAAGGAGGAAUCUGCCUCAGGUGAUGAAGGGCAUGUCACAGAUCUCUAUGCACCUGCAAACUGUACACAGUUAUACUGUACAUCUAUACCUGUUAAGGAGGAAUCUGUUUCAUGUGAUGAAGAAAAUCUCACAGGUACUGAUGUUUUUACCACAGAUGACUCAAAGAUAGAAUACACUUUAGUUCACAUUAAGGAGGAAGCCAGUUCAGAUGAAAAUGAAAGUUUCACAAAUACUGAUUUUUGUACUUCUAUAGAACAGACCCAACACACAUCGGCUUGUGGAGAGAAGCGCAACAACAAUGUCCGCAGACCUCGGCCUGAUGCAAAUCGCUUUUCAUGUUCUUUGUGUGGAAAGCAUUUUAAGCAUAAUUCAAAUUUAAUUCUCCACAGGAGAAUUCACACAGGAGAGAAGCCAUUUUUAUGUGCUGAAUGUGGGAAAGGUUUUAUCAGUAACUCGGAACUUGUUAUGCAUCAAAGAAUUCACACUGGAGAGAAACCAUAUUCUUGCUCUGAAUGUGGGAAAAGUUUUUCCCGCAAAUCCUAUUUGGUUAAACAUCAGAGGAUUCACACUGGCGAUAUGCCAUGUAUUUGCGCUGAAUGUGGAAAACGUUUUAGACUUAAGGCACAUCUGUCCAGACAUCAGAAAAUUCACACUGGAGAGAAACCAUUUUCUUGCUCUGAAUGUGGGAAAUGUUUUAUCAGUAACUCCGAGCUUGUUAUACAUCAAAGGAGUCACACAGGAGAGAAACCUUAUUCAUGUUUGUACUGCAAAAAAUGUUUCAUUAGUACCUCAGAUCUUGUUGUGCAUCAGAGGAUUCAUACAGGAGAAAAACCGUAUUCAUGUUCAGAAUGUAAGAAGUGUUUUAUUAGUAACUCGCAUCUUGUUAGACAUCAGAGAAUUCAUAAAGGAGAUAAACCAUAUUUCUGUGCUGUAUGUGGGAAAUAUUUUGUAAGUAAUUCUGUUCUUGUUGCACAUGAGAGAAUUCAUACCGGCGAGAAACCAUUUCUUUGUUUAGAAUGUGGGAAAUGUUUUAACAGUAACUCUGUUCUAGCUAUACAUCAGAGAAUCCAUACAGGAGAGAAACCUUAUUCCUGUUCUGAGUGUGGAGAAUGUUUUAGGCACAACUCAAAUCUUACCAGACAUCAGAGAAUUCACACUGGAGAGAAACCAUAUUGUUGUUCUGACUGUAACAAAUGCUUUAUCAGUAACUCCGAUCUGGUUAUACAUCAGCAGAGAAAUCACACCGGGGUAAAACCAUAUUGCUGUUCUGAAUGUGGAAAAAGUUUUAUCAGUAAGUCCGUUCUUGCUACACACAAGAAAAUACACUCUGGAGAGAAAACCUGUUUUUGUGUGGAAUGUGGGAAAUGCUUUGGGCAUAACUCCAAUCUUAUUAGACAUCAAAGAAUUCACUCUGGUGAAAAACCAUAUUCUUGCUCCGAUUGUGGGAAACUGUUUGCCCAAAAUUCACAUCUUUCUAGUCACCGGAAAGUUCACAAAGGAGAUAAAUUAUAAUUGAUGUUUUAGAUUGGGGAAAUAUAUUAGUACAUUGAUUCUUUUAAAGAAUUUGAAAAUGCCACAGUAGACUCUAUUGGGGGCAAUUCAGUUGCUAGUGCCAGUGGGAUCAGAUGCCAGUGGUACCCAUUAUUUCUUCUUGCAUCCUCCUGAGAUGGCGACCAGAAAUCUGCCUAAAGUCGGGCUUUUGAGCACCCAAACUUGGCAUGCAAAGUAGAUAGCACAGGUUUAGCUUAACCCAGUGCAUUUGAGUGCAACAUGCGCAAUAAGUAAUUGGUGCCCAUGGCACUUACACCCAUUGACAAAAACAAUUAAAAUCCCCCCUCCAUAUUUGUGCAUUGUAGGUAGGUUACCCCUUAUACAGCUGUAGUUAUAUUUGUGUUUUGUGUGUAAGCAUGUUCAUCUGAACUCAGUUUAUUUUAGUGAUUCUAAUUAAAUUAAAGUGGCGGAGUAAUUAUGAUUUGAUGCAUGUUCCACCUUGUACCCCAUUAGCUGUAUGUCUACAAUACGUGUAAAAGAGCAAACCAGUCACUUUGUCUUACACUAUCCAUUGUAGAUCUGCAAUUCAAAUACGGUUAUCUUAUUGACAGUAUGUACUUUUAGAAAGUAAAAAGGAGCACACCUGUGUUGGAGAAAGCGUGAAAGUGCCCUGUAUUUUCUGUUAAAUGUGGAUCCAAAAUAAGAUACAUCAUGCCCAUCAUAAACAGAAUACACACAAUACAUACUUUUAUUAUUUGGAAUGCCACAUUAGUUAUUGAUUUAAUCCAGUGUACCACAGAAUGUGAAGGGAAGUCUCUUAUCGGAUAGUGUUCUGGCUAAUUUCACAAAGUGUCUUCUUUUGCAAGUUAUUGUUUCUCUUUAGAAAUUUAAACGGCAGUAAUAUUAAGUGCAACCCAUGCUGUGCCUUGCAAUUAAUAUUAUUGCUAUAUCAUCAUAUUGUAGCCCUUUAUAUUAGAAUUGGUCUU
Messenger RNA from Pseudophryne corroboree (corroboree frog), 3150 nucleotides. Its product is annotated as gastrula zinc finger protein XlCGF26.1-like. NCBI's taxonomy places the organism in Eukaryota, Metazoa, Chordata, Amphibia, Anura, Myobatrachidae. Bases 434 to 2185 code for a protein of 583 amino acids. The transcript is spliced from 2 exons. Gene Ontology annotation, molecular function: RNA polymerase II cis-regulatory region sequence-specific DNA binding; DNA-binding transcription factor activity, RNA polymerase II-specific. Gene Ontology annotation, biological process: regulation of transcription by RNA polymerase II. The record is from RefSeq and is a predicted model, not a curated record.